Molecule: messenger RNA, 14302 nt
Organism: Porites evermanni
Lineage: Eukaryota; Metazoa; Cnidaria; Anthozoa; Scleractinia; Poritidae
Source: the annotation of a GenBank genome assembly
GCCAUGGCUUCGUGAUGCGUCCCGGUUGGUUUUCAAGAAGGAUUUAUAACUUCUCUUAUUCUUGUCCUCCCACGUACUAAAUCUAUAAAUUAGAAAUUUACUGCGGAGAAUUCAUACAUCCCUAUCUUUGGGAGCUAAAAUUGCAGUUAUGGUAAGUUGCGGGGUACUAUUAUGAAGUAAUGAUAUGACAGCAGAAGCUACAUGUAAGAUGUUUAGUUUUCUUGAAUUAAAUUGUCUCACUGCAAGAGAAACCACGAAGGCUUUGUUUUAACAUUUUUAAGUGCGGGAAUAUUGUUUCUUGAAGUUUAGAUGGAAACUGCACAGAUCGAACCAAGUUUAAUUUUGCCGAACACUUGAAUAAUAAACUUAUUAAGCUUAAAUUAUUUUCGCCUUAGUAGCAACUGUUUAAUUUUGGAUUACUCAAUGCAAAGGUGCUUGAAUUGUUCGACCUACAACGUCGAUUUUGUGCUUCUAAUUUUGCUGUUACUGGGGGAAAUGUAGUUUUAAUGACGAGGCAAUUUUUUAAUUUAUGUUUAAAGGAGCAUAUGCGCUUGGGCCAUUAUUUACAAAAUACAGCUGUUUUAUACUCCUAGUACAAUUCAGCAAUGCAAUUAAAUUUAUUGCCGUUCGCUUAAAUUAAUAAAGAGGAAGGCAUAUUCAUUUGUAUUUAUUUGGUAGCAGUAGUCAGAUUAAACACAAACACAGGGGUGUUGCUGCUAAAUACCGGUAUGCCCAAAUGUCUGGACUGCAUGGUUUGUGCAAUCUUGAAAAGGUCUUGAAAUUUACUAGUCGUCUUGAAAAGUCCUUGAAUUCAGUUAAGGUCCUAGAAAAGUACUUGANUAAUUUAUGUUUAAAGGAGCAUAUGCGCUUGGGCCAUUAUUUACAAAAUACAGCUGUUUUAUACUCCUAGUACAAUUCAGCAAUGCAAUUAAAUUUAUUGCCGUUCGCUUAAAUUAAUAAAGAGGAAGGCAUAUUCAUUUGUAUUUAUUUGGUAGCAGUAGUCAGAUUAAACACAAACACAGGGGUGUUGCUGCUAAAUACCGGUAUGCCCAAAUGUCUGGACUGCAUGGUUUGUGCAAUCUUGAAAAGGUCUUGAAAUUUACUAGUCGUCUUGAAAAGUCCUUGAAUUCAGUUAAGGUCCUAGAAAAGUACUUGAUUUCUUUAUUAGGUCUUGAAAAGUCCUUGAAAUUUACAACCUUGUCUAAACCAGGCACCUUUUUCUGUAUAAAAUUAGAUUAUUUUGACGAGAAAAGUUUGGGUCAUCCUCAGUGCAAGAACCUGUAAAACUCACAGGCCUUAAAACAUUUUUGUGCUUGAACAAUAUUUUAUUUCUUUUUCUUUAUUUGAAAUGCUAUUUCUGUACCUCAAAUGCAAUUGCAAGUCAUACCCAGUCAUUUUGCGAAGUUUUGUUGCGGAAAGUAGUAUAAAAUUAUGUGAUGAACGAUGGCCGAAGAAGUUUAAAUCGUAAAUGACUCCAUGACAUGUUUUAGCCAAUAGGUUGAUCAAAGGGGGUUAAAGAAUACCGAUUUAUUGGAUAAAUCUUCGUCCUUGAAAACUGUAAUUUUUUUCAUGAAAAAUCCUUGAAAAGUCCUUGAAAUUUGUUUGUCUGGAGUUGCAUGAACCAUGAGACUGUUUCCCUGCUGGCAGAGGUCUCUCACGACAAGGCAAAAAUGAGAGGAAGGAGAUUUUACCUUGUCAUGAGAGACCUCUGCUAGCAGGGAACUGGACUGUCUGUUGUCAUAGCAAACACCGUAACUGAUCGAAAAAAUGGCCGGAGCAUUUAUAUAAUUUUAGGGGCCUGAGAGGGGGGCAUUUAUAUAAUUCAUAAAUAAGGGGUGUUUAAAAGAGAGAGGCAGUUACCCUAAUAAUUGUAAUGAGCUGAACAAAACUAAUAUACUUUCGGUGAAAAUAUCAUGAGGUAAAAAAUCAAGGAGUAUCCUGUCCAUCAAUAAUGUCUAGGCUACCUAGACAUCCACCCUGCUUUUUCUAAUCUCAAUAUUCUAUGUUGUCAGAAUCCUCGCUAAGGGUCCUUGUGUUGUUAUUGUUGGUCUAAUUUUACUUUGAACUUAGCAUUGAACAUGAUAUGAUAUGCAAACCCUUGUUUAUCAAGUAAGAAACUGAAUAAAUAGCAUGAUUUUGCACCUUUUUGUUAAUUCCUAGAAUUUUGGAGUAAUAUAUUGUCAUAGGGGGUUUCCAGUAGACAAGGGAUUUUAAUUAGAGAAGGGCAGCGUAGAGGGGCUGUUUAUUAGAUAAGAGACAUUUAUUUGAGAGUGUGCAUCUAUUAGAUCAUUUACGAUACCAUGUUUUCACAAGUCAUACCCCAGGUGCUUUUCAGAUUGGUCUGUACAGUUGUAAGUUGAUUGUACAUGUUACGUUUCAGGAUAUUGGACUAAAUGAGCAUCAUCAACAAAUUGUAGUUAACUACCUUAGAUUUGCUCGCUAUGGCCGAGCACAGAGGCUUAGAGGUGUAGAUGCAUCUUUUGAAGAACUUAAAGAUAGCAGGUACGUUGUGUACUUAUACAACAUGUUGUGAUUUAGUUUUGUUCUUUGUUUAUGUUUGAAGGGAAUCACCAGCAGAGCAUGUGAAAUAGUGACCAGAAUGCCAUGGGUUUGAACUGGGAUUUUUUUUGUUCCAAUCUCCAUUGUCAUUCAUUGGAAAAUGUCAUUUCUCAAUUGGUUGUGUUUCUGCAUCACUUAGUGGAGGUUGGGUGCUUGAGUUGUUCAGUGGGCUCCACUUUUGGCACAGCCAGUUUGCAGAUAGAGUUGUAUCCUUACAGCUGUUAAAUCCACCCCUCCCAGCCAUGUUCAUGCCGACAGAACCAGAAGUUCACCUAUUACACUGACUAUAAGAAAAAGGCAGAAAACAUAAGGUAGGGAGGGGUGGGGUCAAGCACAAUAUCCAAAGGCUAAAAGAAGCCCAGUAGCCACCAGCAUGUUACCCACAAGGAGCGGAUGCAACCAAGGCUUACUGAUCGACCACUGACCAAUAAUAUUAAGCUCAAAUACCAGCCUAGUUUAGGAAAUGAGCCUGCACUUCUCCCCCAAACAGACCCUCUCUUCUCCCUGGGAGCACCGAGAGAGCAGCGGAAAUCAAGCCUACAUCAUCAUAGCCCCUCUUUGUUGAGACCUGCACUGAAUUUGAUUUAACUACAUUUUACCAGGCUUAAAAUUCACCAUAAUUUCAUAUUCCUUAUUGGGGGUGACCAGAAGAGCUGAUCUCAAGGCUGCUAUUAUGCCUGCAUGCACAACACGUAUGUAGCCAGCAUUCGUUUUGAUCAUGUGGGUUUGGACCUUCUACCACUCAUAAUCUGAUCACAAACAUUUUGACCUUUCAGGGUGCAAAGAAAAUCAUUUUUACAGCUUGCCAUUCGGGCAAGCUGAAGCUAGCAUUUACUAGCCCAGACGUCAUUUCAACUAGCCCCAAAAGCUUUUUGACGAGCAGAAUUAAUUUCACAGUUCUUCUGUUAUUUCAAUUCCUCAAAAAACAUCACCUGCCCAUUGGGCAAGUUAAGAACAGAAUUAUCUAGCCGGAUAGCAAAAUCCACUAGCCCCGGGCUAUCAGACACAACUUUCUUUGCACGCCGCCUUUUAUCACAUGAUACUUAUGCAAACCAUAGUGUUUGGGCCAGAGCAUUUUGACCUUCAUGUCGAUCUUGCAUGCACUCCCUUACCUUUGAUUAUUAACUCACCUUAAACUUCUGCUUAAACCGGGGGGUUAUCCAAGGGGGGGAGGGGGGGUAUAGUGGGACUAAAAAGAGUGUUUCAAAACAAGCUUUUUGAAGUGACUCGCUGUUUAAAGCUUCAAAACCAUAAAAAACUUAAUUCAUUUCAAUACAAGCUAGAGGGGGGCUUAUAUUGGGGAGGGGGUGUGGCAAGUAACAGGAUGAAUUUUUUUUUGUUUACAGGUAGAUGGACUUAUAGCUGGGGGUCUUAUGUGAGUGGGCUUACAGACUAUAUAAGUUGAAGUUUAUGGUAGUUUAUAAUAAUUAUUGAGGAGUACUGUUUUUUAAAAUUAAAAUUGCAGACUUGUAGACGACACAUACACUCUUGAUGAAGUUACUGACAUGCUGGAUGGCCUCUGUGCUGUGGUGAGGGGAGAAGUUGAAUCUGAACUUAUAAAUGCUGCACACACAAACGUCUUACUUCUUAGACAAGUGUUUAGUCAGGCUGAAAAAUGGCAUCUCAAAUUGCAGGCUGAUAUAUCUGAGCUUGAAAAUAGGUAUGUUUUCAUACUUUUUAUAUAACUGGAAGGCAUCAUUAUCCUCAACAAUAGUAAUUGAACAAGUGUUUGGAAUAAGGCCCAGAGUGACUCGUGGUCAACUCAGCUUCUUCCUUUGAAUUAAAAGCAUAUGCAUGGCAAAUAGAAGGGGAAUCAGUAUUUUAUCAGGCAUGAUGUGGAGCUCUAUUCCCAGCACUCCUUUAACUGGUAAAUUUGAAGUUUAGUCAUGUAAUAAUGAUGGAAAACAUUCAGGGUUUUGCAAGCUUGGAACAAGGACGUUCACAAAAAUUUAACCUGAGACCAGGCCGAAUUUUAGUGGCUCUCACACGUUUACAUGGUUUGCACUGUUUGUUUUGCCUCGCCUGCCAUCUUUUUUUUUAUGUAAUGAAACAAAAAUGAGCCUUCUCUUGGGUUAGACACAUUUCAGACCUUUAGGCUCUAAAAAAAUCACAGCCCCCGUCCGGAAAUGGGUAUCUUAAAAACUCGCAGAACAAAGUAACAGACCGGGACCAUUUGGAAUGUUUGUAAAAACUCAGUAUUCAGUUCUCUGGGUGUCUCAAAAAUUCAGACAUGGUUUUCAUCUAUUCUUUGUAUUGUAAUAUCUCCAGCCAAGGAAAUCAUGUUUUCAUUGAUCUUGCUGAACAAUGCUUUGCUGUGAUGUUCUUGACAUCUUUUUUUCGUUUCAGUAGAAUGCUUUUGCUAUGAUUAGAUGACACUUGAACACAGUUGUUUGUCCAGUUUAAAUCUUCUUUUCACUUGCUGAAAAAAUCAAUGGAAUUUUCAAAUUCAUUCAAAGGAAUUCAUGGCCAAUUUGUUACAACAGUGCCUGUAACCCCCUAAGAGUGACCAACAUUCGGUUUCUCCUUGUAGUAACACUACAUUAAUGUUGAACUUGUAAAAAUUGGUCUUUAUCGGUACGCCUUUUAUUCCUAGAAGUAGCAAAAGUCAGAAUUUGCAAACUUUCAAAAUGUCAUUUAUUUUAUAAAUUGCUGGAAAAUAAAUAUUUUUUAUACAACUAACAUGAAAGUACUGCUAAAGAGGUUUCAUUUGAAUGGGCUCAAACGUUAGAACCACCUUGUACAACAUAAUAAACAGUACCACAGGGAAGAACCACUAAACAGCUUUCACUUAAAUGAUCACACUUUAGGAUUUCACGCACAGACUCAAAAGUUAGAAUCACCUUGUACGACAUAAUAAACAGUACCGCAGGAAAGGACCACUAAGCAGCUUUCACUUAAAUGAUCACACUUUAGGAUUUCAUCCACAGACUCAAAAGUAAGAACCACCUUGUACAACAUAAUAAACGGUACCACAGGAAAGUACUGCUCAUGAUCAGUGGCUUUCAUUUGAAUGGUCACACUUUAGGAUUUCAUCCACAGACUCAAAAGUAAGAACUGCCUUGUACAACAUAAUAAACAGUACCACAGGAAAGGACCGCUAAGCAGCUUUCACUUAAAUGAUCACACUUUAGGAUUUCACCCACAGACUCAAAAGUUAGAACCACCUUGUACAACAUAAUAAACAGUACCACAGGAAAGGACCGCUAAGCAGCUUUCACUUAAAUGAUCACACUUUAGGAUUUCAUCCACAGACUCAAAAGUAAGAACCACCUUGUACAACAUAAUAAACAGUACACAGGAAAGGACCGCUAAGCAGCUUUCACUUAAAUGAUCACACUUUAGGAUUUCACCCACAGACUCAAAAGUUAGAACCACCUUGUACAACAUAAUAAACAGUACCACAGGAAAGAACUGCUCAGUAGCUUUCAUUUGAAUGGUCACACUUUAGCAUUUCAUCCACAGACUCAAAAGUUAGAACCACCUUGUACAACAUAAUAAACAGUACCACAGGAAAGAACUGUCAGUAGCUUUCAUUUGAAUGGUCACGCUUUAGGAUUUCAUCCAUAGACUCAAAAGCUAGAACCACCUUGUACAACAUAAUAAACGGUACCACGGGAAAGUACUGCUUGAUAGCUUUUAUUUGAAUGGUCACAUUUUAGGAUUUCAUCCAAAAGUUAGAACUACCUUUGAAGAUUCCAUCAUUGACUUUUGGAAGUGAAAAAGUUAAAAACUUGUCCUCAUCAGUGCUAUAGCAAAUGUGUGGAGAGCAGUGGGUUAAUAACUUGCACGCUUAAUUUAUAUUAAUUUUAAUAUCUUAUUUUCCAGGGAACUUAUAGAGGAAAUAGCAAAGUUUGAAGAAAGAGAGUUCUCUGCCACCAAAUCUACAUCACAGGUAAUAUUAACGAGUCUUUAUUUACAUGCAUGUAAAUGACACUGUCAUCUAUUUAUUCCACAACUUAAUAAUUGUAAAAUUUUUUAUUUUCUUUUCUUGCAGUCUAAGUUAUCUAAGUUGUCCCAGGCAACCAAAUUAGAGCCCUUAAAUGAAGGCAGCGGAUCAGCAUUACUUCAAAUGGUGAGUGUAUACAAUGACCCAUCAAGUAGAUCAGUCAUCAUUAUGAUAGUACAACAGUAUACUAUAAACUUAAUAUAAAUAAAUAAAUUUAAAAAAAAAUGAGUUUUUUUUACCGUUGUCAGUAUUUGUAGCACUUAUGUUAAUGGGGCCAAGAAAAUUCCUGAAACAAAUAAUUCAUACCAAACUUAACAGGUUUAAGAAUCCCAUCUGGCUGGAGUAAAGCAGCUACCUAUUUAUAAGUGUGGCCGAGGAUUUGAACACUUGACUAUCUUGAACAAAUCUGGCUAGCGGUCAGGGAGGGACUUGAACUUGAAUAAUAAGUGCAGUGCUCUAACUGCUAGGCCACACUGCCUCCCUAAUAUCUGUGUAAGAAUAAAGACUGUUAACCACAAACAGCAUUAUUCUUUUUUCCUGUCUUAAAAAUACCAUAAUUUAUUCUUAAACUCUUAGAUGUUUUGAGGGAGAUACUUUCCCCAUAAGUUAUUUUUUUUUAAGUUUUACUUUCCUUUGUUGCACAUAUCCCACAACAAAGGAAAAAUGCAAGUAUAAGGUACUUGUGCAAUAAUCAUUAUUGUCAGCAUCUUAUUUAUUAAAAAAUAGUUCCAAUCCGUUUUAUCCCACACUAGCUAUGUGACAUAAUUAUCAGUAUUCUUUUCUAAAUCCUCAUUAAAAAUUUACUAGUAAAACCUUCAGUUAGGUUCCUCAUUUUUUAUGAAUUAUUCAACAUUGUAAUGUUAUAAGUACUUCUAAAUAGUAAUUCUAAAAAUAGUUGGUCAUGUUUCUUGUCAUUUCUUGUUUGUUUUUAUUAAAAUUGGACUUUUUAAGAAGAUUUUUCAAGAAAAUGCAGAUAGUAAUCUUUCUGAUAAAUAAGGUUAUUGUUUGAGGAAAAGAAAUGUACUAAAACGUCAUAGCUUCAGCUUUGAAAUUAUUGUUUACCUCAUGAGAAACCACAGGACCUUUAAUUGGCUGAUAUAAAUCAUUAUUAUUGUUUCUUUUUCAUUAAAGAGAAAUUAGCAUCAAAUUUGUAACUCCAUGGAAACAUUUUGUAUGUUUGGUAGUGUCAGUAUAAAUUCGAAGAAAAAAAUCAAAAGCUUCCUAAAAUUCUAUUAGUUCUUUGAAUUCCCUCGGAGACCUAGUCUAGGAUUGAUACUGGUUUUCUAAGUUACAACCAUGAUUCUUCUGCAAAUAUCAGAAAAAGAACUCUUAACCGAGUUGAUCCGUGAUCAGCAAAAGGUGAAUAAUAAUAUUGUGUAUCAUCAUUGCAUCUACUUGAGAUGGUUUAGACAUGUAGUCAUUAUUACAAUGUAAUUCUUAUUAGGUACUUUUUUAGAACAUCUUUAUUUGUUUUACGCAUGAGUUCCUUCACAAGAAAGAACUCAUUUGUUUGGGUCAUAUUUGCAUUGUUGCUUAGGUUUACAAAAUGAUCAAAUGCAAAUAGUUCUAAUCUGUAGUUAAGAUCUAGGAAAAUUAAGACAUUUGUCUGUUAAAGUUAGUGUAAUGCUUUACUCUUGUAUUAUUUGGUCAUUUUCCCUCUCUGAUUUACUGGUUCACUGAUUUCUUUAAUUUCUUUCAGUGAUGUUAAAAUCCUGAUCCACAAAGAUUCUCAACACUAUUCCAGAUCCUUUUUCCACUAAAUCCGAAAAUGAAAUCAUGCCAUAUUCCUGAACAUGCAUUUCCAAAAAAUUUCACCAGAAAUUUCACCAUUUUCGGACAUUUCCAUUGUGUGGAUUUCUCUUUAAAUUGUUUGUGGAAUAGACUGCUAAUAGGUUUACAAAAUGAUCAAAUGCAAAUAGUUCUAACCUGUAGUUAAGAUCUAGGACCUUGAAGACAUUUGUCUGUUAAAGUUAGUGUAAUGCUUUACUUGUGUAUUAUUUGGUCAUUUUCGCUAUCUGAUUUACUGGUUCACUGAUUUCUUUAAUUUCUCUCAGUGAUGUUAAAAUCCUGAUGCACAAAGAUUCUCAACACUAUUCCAGAUCCUUUUUCCACUAAAUCCGAUAAUGAAAUCAUGCCAUAUUCCUAAACAUGCAUUUCCAAAAAAUUUCACCAGAAAUUUCACCAUUUUCGGACAUUUCCAUUGUGUGGAUUUCUCUUUAAAUUGUUUGUGGAAUAGACUGCUAAUAGUAAAAAACUGAUAAAAUUUAAUCAAUCAACCAGCGAUUCUAAAAAGUGCCUAGCCUGUGGAUUUUUCCAAAUCUGCAAGUGUUGACAUUUUGUAUGCAAUGGCCCCUUUGCAGAAUAAGGUCACUUGGUGCAAAAAACACCUUGCCGGGUGGCAAACGACCUAGAGGGGCAAGAAAAACAAAGACAUUACAUCAUUCAAAAAGCUAACAUCCUUUCUUUUCCACUGCGGUGCCAUAUCCAGCAAGGUGUUUUUUAGUACCAUUUGACCGUAUCCUUCGAAGGUCCCUCUCCUAUGAAUUCAAAGUUUUCUGGGAAUCAGUUUGAAAAUAGGGCAUUACUACUCUGCUGCACAUGGCUCAGCUAUCAUUUGCUUUGUGUGAUGUAAAAAUAAUAUUGCAUUCUUAAGGUUGUUAAGGCUGAGUACUACAGGUAUUAAGUUCUAUAUUGUGGUUUAAUAGUAGUAAGGGGAGCGGGGGCAGCCCUGGUUCAAAUCCUUGCAUUGAUGCCAUACAUUGUAUGUGGGUUGAGUUUGUUACUGGUACUCUCCUUUGCUCCAAGAGGUUUUUCUCCAGGUACUUCGGUUUUCCCCUCUCCUUUUAUAUAUAAAACCAACAUAAUUUUCCAAAAUCCAAUUCAACCAGGAAUGGUAGACAAAGAACCAAUGUCAUUAUGCUACUUCUAAAUCGCUCUUUAUUUCAUUAUUUUAUUUACAUAUUUAAAUGGCCUUGUACUGUACCUACAGUAUUUUACUUUUAUUUUAGUACUUUAAAUAAAAGAUAGAUACUUUUGUUGAUGUGUAACUAUGCUGAAUUUUGUUGAUUGAUGUUUUUUGUUGGCACAGGAAAUUAAUCGAUUAAAUGAAGAAAAUACAAAGCUUAGAGAAAGGAUGAAAACCUUAGAGGGCAAGGUGAGAUGAAAUUAAAGUUAACUUGUUUGAAUAUUUGCAUCCUCAAAGUUUGACCUUGCAUGCUUGAUUAAAUUCUAAAAAGUAGGGAAAGUCAGUUUUGCCAUGAGAAUAAAAAUUAUUCUUUUACAUUUUAGGCCACAAGUGCUAUUGGAGAAAGAAGUAAACUCCAAGCAGAUCUUGAAAGUACACAAGCUGCAUUAAAAUCCAAAGGAAAUGCCAAGGUGCAGUAUAUCAUGAUCUAAUUAUUAGAAUACACUUGCAGAAUGCUACAUUUGGGCGUAGGGUUGGUCCAGUGGUAAUUGCCUCCCAUCAAAGUGGCUGGCCGAUGUUUACGUCCCAGAACCAAUGCUUGUUUGAACUGGUUGCUGGUUCUAUUCUUUGCUUCAAUAUGUUUUUCUUUUCUCCAAAACCACGUCCAAAUUCCAAUUUGAUGAGGAGAAUUCAUGUCUCCAAUUAUUUUGGGCCACUGGCUUAUCAGUUUCUGAGACUGUCUUGUUUAAAAACUAAGGGUACAUUCGUUUGAGAUGAUCUGGAUCAGGAUCAGUGAUCCGAGAUCUCUUGGAUCAUGGUAGAUCAAAAUGAACCAAUGAAACCUUGUCCAGAGUGAAUUCAUCAUUUCAUUAUUUUGAUUUACCAUAACCCGAGUGAUCCGUGAUCACUGAUCCUGAUCCAGAUCAUCUCAAAUGAAUGCACCCUAACAUCAUUAAGAGGAUGACUGUCAAGACAGUUGCAGAAACUACCAAGCCAGUAGCCCUAACUAAUAAUAUUGGAAAGUUUUUCAUUUGCCAUAAAAAAUGGAUUCUUACUGGUCAAUGCUAGUUACCUAAGGCUAUAAAUAAUUAUUACAAUAUUACCUUAUUCUUUUAAAAUGUUUACUAGUUGACUGUUGAUAGCCAUAUUUAUGUCCAUGUUGAUGUGAUUUUGCUUUUCAGUCUUAUGGCAAGGAAAUGGCAGAACUUGAGGAACAGAUGGCUGCAGCCAAAAUGGAUUUAAAAAGGGUAAAUAAUUAUGAACAGUAUGAAUAAAUGAAUGAAUGAAUAAACUUUAUUCAACUCAUAUCUUACCACUUCACCCAGCUGUGUGUAACAUCAAUCCUGGUGCUUCUCUGGUAAUCUUCUUCAUCUGUUUAGAUGUUGAACAAUGACACAUCAGCCUGGUUGUCAAUAACAUUUCAUAUUGCUGGGUAAAUACAAUAAGUAGGUGCAGAAUGAAGUAGCUAUGGGUUUCUUUUGGUUCUAUAUUUCUUCUAUUUUCCUUUGAAAGUUGCUGGGGGGAAAUCCCCGGCCCCUGCCUCUUAAUGACAGCCCUGCUGAUGCACAAAUUGUCUUCAAAAUCUUGUCCAAAUACAUGAGUGAUUCCUUCAAACUGGCCAGAGAUACACACAAACAACAUAAUAAUGACCAGGAUAAAUUUGAAUGAAAAUCUUGUGUUACUACCAACUAGUACUGCUUACAUUUCUUAGUGUUUAGUGUAAACUUUUGUUUCAGAAAAUAGGGAGAAAAUUGGAUGAUCCAAAAUACAAUUUAAUAAAAAGAAUAAGUCAAACUCAUUUCUCAUUAGUCCUGUGUGUGCCUGCAUCCCAAAGAAUACUAAUGUGCUCAAAGUUUUUGAUAGAUUUAACACUGCUUUAUAGGAAUCUUAAAGAUAUACAACAUUAAUUUUGUUCUUUUCUUUAAGAGCCCUGGUGGCCAUUUUAAAACUUUGCUCUGUCUUUCGAAUCUUAGUGUUUCAGAUCUCAGUAGAAUUUGGCAGGACUUUAAUAAAACUUUUGUAGAAGUGUCUCUUUAAUGUUAAAAUAAAUCUGACUUGAGUUUUGAAUCUACUAUUCCCUAUUCUUAUAUUCAACAUUAUAAUGUAAAUUAUGUUUGGAGGCAAUCAUUUGUGUUCUCAUGUAAGGCAAAAAAUAAAAAAAUAGAAUAAAGAAAAUAAAAAAUAAAAAAUUAAAACUUUAAUUUAUGCUAGGUCUCUGAAAAUUGGAUUAUAAUUUCCUGCAAAUACUAGUGGGAGCUAUCUUUUCAAAUGUGCAUGGAGCAAUGUUUUUUGUUCUGUAGGCAAAAGAUAAAGGCUCAUCUCAUGCUGCGUCACUGGAAGAGGAAUUAACCAGCAGCAAGGUAUGGAUUUAUGUAUUAUUAACAUAAAGAUUGACUUUCCCUUGAAUUUGUUGUGGUUCAGUUUUAUCCUUGGUGUAAAUUUCAUUUUCCUUUGUUUUAAGCACAUCGUUAUCAUUUUGUUAUCAUACCCAAAUUUAAACCAAGGAUAAUAUCUAACCUCAACCUAUUCACCAGAUUUAAAAUUCACAAUAAUAUUUCUUAGUCAUUGCACACAUUCCAGUCCUAGCGGUAUAUACAGCUAUUUGAAGAAAGGUUGUCUCAAAAAGUGCAUGCGACAAUCCCGAAAGGUAUUGCGGGUGGUUUUCAGUUCACUGUUCUUCAAAGAAAUUUGCAACAAUGGGUCAAGAGGCCUUGGACUGUUUGCGAGUGCUAAAGGAAAGCAACAAAAGUAGGUUUGACAGCUAGUGUCAGGAACAUUGUAUUGGUCAUACCCCAUAUUACCUUUCCGGAUUGUCGUGUGCACAUUUUUUUCGACAGCCUUCUCAAAAUAGUUGUAUGCAGGAUGUUUGUCACGUGACCCUAGUCUUGUGGCCUCUCUCUGUAAUUCAUUGGAGGAGAAUUGAUUUGGACUAGUAACCAGGGCCCAAUAUUUUAUUGUUUGAGGGCCGAUUAGCGCUAACUCGGAGUUAAAUUUUAAUGUAGGUUUCUUUUUCGUUUGUUUAACAACAUUUUCUCUGAUUUUCCCUAUUCUUUUCAGAGCAUCCAAUCACCAAAUUGCAGACCAAAGGAAUUAAACUAAAUUUGCUUUUUCAGGGUCUAUAUCUGAAUUCAAAUUUCGCACUAACCGUGGGUUAUCUUAACCCUGCUUUGAACAACCUGGCCCAGAGGGUUACAGGUUCAAAUCUGGUUGUGGGUACUCAAAAUUUUUUCUUCCAAGAUGUUAUAUACCUGUGUUGCUGAAUUAAAAAAAUCUCUAUGAGGUAUUUAUUAAGAGUUUUUCUGAUAAAAACCUUGGAUCUAUGGGCUGGCACAUUAAAAUUUACAGUUCCAGAAAAAUAAUAUAAGUUAUCCUCCUCUGGCUGUUGGCUUAUUAGAAAGUGUAGUGUAUCAGACUUGAUAAGGCAUAUCUCAAAUACUGCAAGAGGUUGAGUUGAUGAAUGAUGUUGAUGAUGGUGAUAAUCAAUGUUGAUCAUUGUCAUUGGGCCGAUAUUUACUGCUAAAUCUGCUGCUAAGAAAUGAUCUUCUUUCUUGUAGCAUGAGAUCUUGAAGCUUCAGCAUGAUCUUGAAGAAGCACAAAAGGUUGGUGUUACCAAAAUUAUGAAAACAAAAAUUUAGUGAUAUCAAAUUAGUUUUAAAUGUUGAAGAAACCUUUCUCAUAAAAUAACCUCUGUUGUUCCCAGGAUCUUACGAAGAAGUUUAAUGAAACAACUCAAUACAAGAAUAUGAAGCAGAUGUUAACAUCAAAGAAUGACCAGAUAAAAGACUUACGUGGGCGAUUACGAAAGUAAGUACAGCCAUUUUAAAUAGUAGUCAAAAUGUCACUGGUAAAAUUUAAUUUUUAUGAGCCAUCUUGUUAGAUCAGUUUCAAACUUAUGAAGUUUCACAAAACUGAAUUCCCAAUGCAUUUAGAAUUAGUUGUAAUGUAUGAAAAGAACAUUCAUGCACAAACAGCCAAAAAAUGAAUGCAAAGGAUUUUGUGCAGAAACAGAAAAACAUAAAGUAAGCAAGACUAUAGAUAGUAUGAUUUGUAUGCUUAUUCAUUCUCGAAUAGCAGAGAUCUAUUUUAUGCCUUAGGUGAAGUGUGCUCUGAAAUGUUGCUGUUUUACUUACUACAAAUCUAGGGGCUAGUCGUUUUUAACCUGUAGGGGCUGGGGGCUGGCCACUUUUGAAAAUGUUUGGAAUAUUUUGGAACCGACCCACUCACCUCAUCCUAGAUUUUUAGAAAUGACCCCCGUAAGUUUGACAUAAUUUAUUGUGAAAGUGACUGCCCCACCCACCUGAUUGCUGAGAAAACUACGAAUGUUUUCGUUCCAAAUCGUGCCGAAGUUCAACACAUUUAUCUCAGUACAGUUGUCUUUGUAAGAUUGGUGUUUACUAUUGACAGCUGUUACAUUCGGUUUCAAUUCACACUCGUUACAGUAACAGCUGCCAACAAAUGCUUUGCCUUGUACGAUACGAUCAUUUUAAAAGCGCGUAUGUCACACAGUGAUUAUAUUGAUGUGCAUACUAAAUUUAGUACUACUGUUCUUCUAAACUGCAUUUUUCUAAUUUGACAAGUUGUAUUGCGGUUUUGAUUUUGAACAGACAGCUAAAAGAAGGAUAUUGCUUUUUACCACUUUUAUGAAAUUUAUUAAAAGACCCCCAAUGUAACGCUCCCAUAUCUGAAAACGACCCCCCAAAACAAAUAAAUAUUUUGAAAAUGAUUCCCCUGCAAACUGGGCAACCGACACUCACAGUAAAAAAUGACCAGCCCCCUAGUACCUCAAACUUUUUUCAGGUGACACCUUCCCACUGGAAGGUGAGUUGAGGAAGGUUUUUCAGGAGCGACCUAACACUCUCUUGUUAUCUUCUAGGUAUGAGCCUGAUGCUUGA